UCCAGAAUCUGGUCAAUUGAACUCUGUUACUCGGAGGUGUCGGUGAAGAGCAGCAAGCCCCAAGUUGAAAUCAUCUAUCUAUCUAUAUAUUUUCAUAUUUAUAUAAAGAGACUUCUUGGGACUCAACAUCGCCCAACGGCUGCACUCCACAGGCAACUCUCCAACACCAGUGACCAAAGCAUUUCAGAAGAUUUUUUAUUAUUAUUAUUGUCUUUUUAAAAUAUUUAUUUAAAAAAAUCGGAUCCAUUGCUUUUUGUGAAACUUGAAAAGAAAUUAAGAAAAAAAAAAGAAAAGAUGGCAAAUCAGCAAAUCAGCCUUCCAGCUAAGCUUAUCAAUGGAGGUUUUGCUGGAAUUGUGGGAGUAACUUGCGUGUUCCCUAUUGAUUUGGCAAAAACCAGACUGCAGAACCAGAGGGCGGGCCAGCAGCUCUACAAGAGCAUGAUGGACUGCUUAGUCAAGACGGUGCGAUCUGAUGGUUAUUUUGGAAUGUAUAGAGGUGCUGCAGUUAACUUGACCCUUGUCACUCCUGAGAAGGCUAUAAAACUUGCUGCUAAUGACUUCUUUCGUUUCCAUCUCAGCAAGGAUGGGAAGGGACUUAAUGUCUUUAAAGAGAUGUUGGCAGGCUGUGGUGCAGGGACAUGUCAAGUGAUUAUAACUACUCCAAUGGAAAUGCUGAAGAUUCAGCUUCAGGAUGCUGGGCGACUUGCUGCCCAGCAGAGAGUGAAAGCAACAAUGAUUCCCUGCACAAAACUAGCAGCUGCCACUGCAGUACAUUGUAGAUCAUACAAUGUAAGUCCAGUUACCAUCACUAGGAAAUUAUCUGCCACAGAAAUAGCUCAAGAGUUGCUGCGCACUCAAGGGGUUCGUGGCCUUUAUAAAGGCCUAGGAGCCACACUUCUAAGAGAUGUGCCAUUCUCUGUGGUUUACUUCCCACUCUUUGCACAUAUUAACCGACUGGGGCAGCCGUCACCUGAAGAGAAUGCUCCAUUUUACCAUUCAUUCCUUGCAGGCUGUAUUGCUGGGUCUACAGCUGCUGUUGCAGUCAACCCUUGUGAUGUGAUCAAGACCAGAUUGCAGUCCCUUCAGAAAGGAGCCAAUGAAGAAACCUACAAUGGAAUAAUUGAUUGUGUCAGGAAAAUCUGGCAUAAAGAAGGUCCUUCUGCAUUUUUGAAGGGAGCAAGCUGCCGAGCCCUAGUCAUUGCUCCACUGUUUGGUAUUGCACAAGUUGUUUACUUUGUUGGAGUUGGAGAGUUUGUACUGGGAUACACACCGUUUAACCUUUACUCAUCGUAGAUGGCAUCAUUCCAGCAGUUUACAUCUUAGAAAUAACAAGAAGUCAAGUCAUGAAAUUAGUAUGGAAAAUGAUGGAACCUUUUGCAAGGAACCAAAAGUUUUUGGCAGCUAUUAGUCAUCCACCUUUUAAUGGUUAAGUUCUUGCUGGUUUCAGAAUCGUAACAUGUGAUACUUUUGGAAUGACCAGGGCAAAGAGUGCUGGGAGAGUAAUGUUGGCAUUAUUCUCAUGUCAUUUUUUAUGGCAUUUUGUCUGGGACAUUUCUGAAGUAAUCCCUAAUCUCUUGUCCAUGCUUGUCAUCUGCCUGGCAUGGUCUGGCCCAUGCCAAGAUCUUUGUCUCUUUAAUUUACAACUAAAGGGUAGGGAAACAAUGUCAUCAAAUUUUGGCUGGCAGAGUUCUGUGAAUAAGCAGACGGUACGUUGAUAAAGUAGCAACAGGGCACUUUGCGUGUUGGUGAUCCUUCACCACACUCAAAUUUGGGAGAAAACCUUUAAAUACUGUCAUUCAGUAGAUCACUGAGGCCUGUUCCCGUCAUUCGGGAAUGCAGGCCUUUUUAUACCUCAAUGAGGAUUUUUUUUGUAAUGGCCUUUCCUUGUUCAAAGGUUGGACUGCUAGUCAGCAGCUUAAACAUUUUUCUCUUAAAAUGAGAAUGGAUCACUCCUGGUCUACCCUUCCUGCUUUCGUUAACUCCUAGAUUGGAACUAUCAAGAAAGGCAUGUUGAGGACCGUUCAUUGGCAGUACUGCAAGAGCCAUGUCACUUGUCUGUCCUUUUUUUUUUUUUCUUGCAGAUUAUAAACGCUUGUUUAACUCUCCUGAUUGUAAAUACAGAAGCACCCUUUCUCUUCACCUUUAAUUUUUAUUGUUUGGAUUUAAAGAAGCAUAUAACUUGUCCUGUAUUUGGUUGAUAGGAUAAAGCAAAGAUUUCACAAAUGUACAGUUAAACUAUGCCCGUUGGUAAUGUCCAGAGGAGAGCUAAACAAGUGACCUAAAGUGUGUAACUUUUUAUGUUUAGAAAGGGAGGGAGGUUGCUAGAAUGUUUACUUGUGUUAAGUUUUCUGAUGUUGGCCACAUUCCUACAGCUGGAUUGGAAUUAUUUAUCACGACACCUGAUGUUGUUUUUACAGCAUUCACUUGACAUCACUGUAACUAGGUACAUUACAAGAUGGCCCACGUCAAUGAAGGUGUUCUGCUGAUUUUUAUUCCUCCAGCCACCUUUGGCAUCGGUCCAUUAAUAAAACACUUGAGUUUCUGUGUUCAAGCACGCUAAAUGAUGAGCCGAGUUUAUUUUAGUAUAAGGGCUGAAACUAAUUUAGCCAGAAGAAAGGACCUCUCGUUGAGCAGAUUUGUUUACACGUCAGUAACUGGAUUUAGCCAAAGGGUAAAAAAAAAAAAGUGGAAGGUUUUUGUUGAAGAGUUGCCUUUGAAAUGUAGCUGGUUUUCUGUUUUGGGCCAAACUUCUGUGUAAUUUUUUUUUUUUUUUUUGGUAUGCACUUUGUACAAAUUCAUAAUAUAUUUGGAUUUAAUAGGCAGAGUAAGUGGGUGUUGUACUAGUUUGAGUUGUGAUUGGUCUUUUUAGAGAGUCCCACUUCAUUAAAAUGGGGGAAACGCCAAUAUCCAAAGAGUGAAAAUGGAAGUCGUGGUUAUACCAAUUUUUCGAUUCAUUUGGUCUUUGCAGGUUUGGGUAAUUUGCAUUUGACAAAACAUUGGUGCUUUCCAAAAUGAUUUUGUGGGUUACACUAUUGUAAAUUUUUUUUUUUUUUCUGUAUGAAAUAUAGAGCAUUUUAUAUUGAUUAAAGGACAGUGUCAGUGUUCCAGUGUAGAAUUCAUUUUAUUUUUCCCACAAGUCACUAGAGGAAGUCUAAUUUUAGAAAAAUGAGUUGUAAUCCCAAGUGAACUAAAGGUAGUUUGGUACAGACAGCGUCAUGUUUGCCUGUAGUACACAACUAUUAGUAUAUUAGUGUAGAAUGCAGAGGAAGUCUCUAAAGGGGAGUUCGUUGUAGUUUACGUUGGCACCCCCUUUUGAUGCACAAAAAGUGAAAAGCACACGUUUGAAGUUUUUUUUUACUUUGGGUCCCACAUUCAGUAUUGGAGGAAAAUGCUUGAUGUGAUUGAACACUGACCUCUGUCUUUCCCUUGGAAACAAAGCACGAGUUUGCUUUAAGCUAAAUUAAUUUUCUUGAAGUUUUCUUUUCUGUAAAGGAUAGUGUAUGUUCAGCAUUUAACAUUACAAAUGUUACUCUUUUAUUCUCUUGUUUCUUGUAAUGUGAUACAUACCCUGUUUUCUGUGUUUUAAAUCAUUUUUCCUUUUUAUUUGUAUUGUGAUCAUGUACUCUCAAUGUCUUUUGUUACAUCUGUUUACUAUUUUAUUGUCUAAUUUGUCUUUAUUAUUUCUUUGUCCUGUUUGCACCAAGCACUGCCCACGUACCACGUGUACUCAAUGGCACACUUUCAUUUCAAGUACCAUCUGUGCUUAAAUGGUCAGGUUUCAUCUGUUGACUGUAUGGAAUUUCUAAUUUAACUUUAAAGCAAGUUAAAUGGUGCUUCUCAGUGCUGAAACUAAUAAAUGCUUUAUUUUAUACAA
Molecule: messenger RNA, 3874 nt
Organism: Polypterus senegalus (gray bichir)
Lineage: Eukaryota; Metazoa; Chordata; Cladistia; Polypteriformes; Polypteridae
Gene: slc25a55a
Product: solute carrier family 25 member 55a
Exons: 10
Coding region: 295-1293 (332 amino acids)
Biological process (GO): aspartate transmembrane transport; malate-aspartate shuttle; L-glutamate transmembrane transport
Molecular function (GO): L-glutamate transmembrane transporter activity; L-aspartate transmembrane transporter activity
Source: RefSeq, a predicted model, not a curated record